Messenger RNA from Eleginops maclovinus (Patagonian blennie), 5898 nucleotides. RefSeq names its product MIA SH3 domain ER export factor 3 (gene mia3). Bases 87 to 5375 code for a protein of 1762 amino acids. Gene Ontology annotation, biological process: endoplasmic reticulum to Golgi vesicle-mediated transport; vesicle cargo loading; protein secretion. Gene Ontology annotation, cellular component: endoplasmic reticulum exit site; endoplasmic reticulum membrane. Lineage: Eukaryota; Metazoa; Chordata; Actinopteri; Perciformes; Eleginopidae. The record is from RefSeq and is a predicted model, not a curated record. The transcript is spliced from 28 exons. Gene Ontology annotation, molecular function: protein binding.
CGGAUCUGAUCUGCUGACGUGUCGGCUCCUUCAGUGCUCAUGCUCCAGCAGCAGCGGAGUCCAGCCAGGCAAUAGAAACUGCCAGCAUGGCAGCAAAACACUUUUAUCGACAGGGCUUUUUAUUACUUUUAUUUAAUUUUAUUUCAACUGCGGCCUUGGAAAAGAGGUUCUCCGACCUGAAAAGAUGCGCCGAUGAGGAGUGCAGCAUGCUCCUGGUUCGGGGAAAAGCUCUGAAAGAUUUCUCGGGCCCAGACUGUCGGUUCCUGGCGGUGAAGAAAUCAGAAACAGUCUAUGUAUACUACAAACUGUCGGGUAAAAAGCCCGGUAUAUGGGCCGGAAGUGUUGGAAGUAACUUUGGCUAUUUCCCAGACAACCUUAUUGCAGUAAACCACAUUUAUACUGAGAAAGAAAUUGAAGUUCCAGCAGAGGAAACAGAUUUUGUCUGUUUUGACACCGGAUUUGAUAAGUUUGACAAUUACGAUGUAGAUUACCUGUUGGGCUCUUUACCGGAGGACAAUGACGGUGAAAGUAAGGGAACAUCUGACCAAAUCGUAGUUGCAGACGAGGCCCCGAAAGAAACACAGCCAUCAGAAGAGGAGGCAACUGAGAGUGAAAAACAAACUGAGAAUCCUGAUAACUCUGAGGAUCUUGAUAUAGUCCCAGAUGAUGAAAGCGCCUCUUUGCCUGAACUUGACGUGGUAACUGAAUCCCCUUCUACUGAAGAAGUAGACUCUGAAACUGAAUCUACUCCUGAUGCUUCUGAAAGCAAUGCAGAAGACACAGAAGUUAAGAAAGAAAGCACAUUAAAGCCAGUUCUCGAAAAGGUUGUGUCUCAAAGCAGUGACACCAAAGAUACUGCCACCAAAUCAGAAGAGGAAUCUGUGCCCAAAGGUGAUAUUGUUCCAGAAAACGAACCAGUCACGAUUUCUGAAGGAGUGCAGAUCCCUAAGUUAAAAACUACUCUUGGAACAACUUUCGAUGCUGUUAUCUCUGAUGACGAAAUCACCCGGAAUGUAACCCCAUAUAAAGAGGAAGAGAGUGAAUUUGUUGAGAGUCAUCCCAAAGAUGACAUUGUUGUAAAAGAAGAAAUUCCAUUGCUGUCUUUCUCUGAAGAAAACGUAAACACACCAGCAUCGGAAUCCUUUAAAAAGCAUGACACUCCUCCUACAACACAGGAAGAUAAACCAGAGGCUGCAGAGGAGAAGAACAUGUGGACAUCUAUCGGUGAUGCCGUUUUUUCAGUUGUCACCGGUGGAGAGAGGACAGCAGCAGAUUUGACCUCAGAAGAAGACGACGACGAUGAUGAUGAUGAGGAUGAGGUAGAAGAAACUGCUCCAAAACCCCUUGAAGCAGGAGAAAAAGCUGUAGAAGAACAACUGCUAUCAGUAGAACCACAACAAGAGCCAGAAAACAUUGAAGAAGACUUGGUGGAUGAUGAUGAUGAUGAUGAUGAGGGAGAAGUGAUCGGACCUGAGGAUGCUCCGGAGGAAACCUUAAAACCAACUGAUGAGCCGAUACACCAUCAAAUAGAAACAAUAUCCGUAGAUCUGUUAACAGAAGAGGAAACCGCUGCCAUUCCUGAGACCCAAAAUUCUGAGAACAAAACAACAGAAGAACCCAUUGAGCACAAAGUGGAAGAAGAGGAAGAGGUUUAUGAUGAUGAGGUUGAGGAAAAUGCAGAGAAUGAAAUGGUUGAAAACACAACUGUGACGAAUCAUGAAUCAGCUGAUAUCGAAACGCAUCAGGACACGAUCACUGAGGAGAUGCAAUCAAAUCAUUCAGAUAUCAAAGAUGAUGGCAAGACAAUAGAUGACACUCUACCUCAUGAGCAGUUAUUGACUGAGUCACACAGUAAUGACACUGAACCAGAAUUAUCUGUGGAGGAACUGGAGAUUCAAGAGGAAGAUCUUGCAGAGGAGUUGAAUGAUGGUGAUGAAGAAGAGAAAGAGAUAGAGGAGCAGAAAGAGGAGGGAAACCAAGAAUUGCUUGAAGAUGAGAAUGCUCUUUCAUUCUCACAAUCGGAUCACUCUGACGAACCUUCACCUGAAGCUGCUCUGCCCACACAGUCAACUUCAGAGCCAGAAUACAGCGACAGCAUCAUGAGACUGACUCUGCUCAGAGACCAUUUCACAGAAGAGAAAAUGGAGGUGUUCCAAAAGCUGCUCGGCCUCAGGAAUCUAUUCAAAGUGGAAUCCAUGUUCUCUGACUUGGACACGGAGAUGAAGGUCAGUCGUCUCUCACAAACAGGAACCGCAUCAGAAGAUAUUGAAAGUGCCCUCGAGGGCAUCCUGGAAGCCUCUGAGAACACCAUCCUGGACGAGAUUGAGAAAAUGCUGGAUGGUCAACAAGCAAAACGCAACUAUGUGGAACAUACAGAGACAAAUAGUACCGAUGAAGAAACUGAAAUCCUGGAUGACUUCCAGGAGCUCGCAUUCGCCAUACGACACAAGUAUUCAACAGUCAGUGACAGCACGCCUCUGGCUUCAUCAGAUAAUAAUCAAGGUUCUGUUGUAGAUGAGCACACAGUAAAGGUAAAAGAUGACCAACCUGUCAUUGUUGAAGAGGAGAAGGUUGUCAGCGUCCCUGAGGCCGAGAGUGAUAACAACCUCACAGUAACAGAUCAGGAGGAACAGCCACCAGUGAAGGAAGAAGAGCCGAUUGUUUUGGAAGAGUUGCACAGCGGACCGGAGCUCAGUGUAGAGGAGCUCAGUGUAGAGGAGGAUGGCGGACACUUUAACAAAAACAAAGACAAUCAGCCGAGCUUCAGUGCAUCAGACGAGCUGCCUAAAGUUCCUCAAGCCACUCUGGAAAACCCCUUGGACAUGGGCCUCAGUGUUGAGGUUGAGCACUCGCCCUCAGCAUCUUUGGACCCCAUGGAACCAGUGCCUGAAAUUCAUAAAGAACAAGAAGAAGAAGUGGGAUUAUUCUCAACGGGGAUUGUUUACAUGGGCUGCAUUCUUUCUAUAACCAAGACCAAAAUCGCAGAGUGGACUAUUGAGGUGAUCACCUUACUGCCAGAGGAGUGGAAACCAGGGGAAACCUUUUUUGGCUGUCCUUGGCAAGCUGUCAUCAUCACCGCUUUGAUUGGAGUAAUGACCUUCACCCUCUUCUUCUGGAGGACCGUGUUGGCAGUGAAGAAGAGGGAAUACCUUGUGGAUGAAAAGAAGCUGACAGAGCAAAUGUUGGUGUUCAAAAAAGAGAAGAAUGAUGCCCUGGCCCAUAUGGCUGAUCUUCAGAAACAGACUGAACACCUGAGAGAAACUCAAAAACAGUCGAAGGAAACAGUUAGUUCUACUAUGAAAAAGAUGCAAAACCUACAGAGUAAAGUUUUGGAGGCAGAAACACGGAAUGACCAGAUGGUUGAGGAAAAAAUGAAAUAUGCCAAACUACUGGAAGACGAGAGGACAAACUCUCUGCAAAACAGCACCAGGAUCGAGAAAUUGGAGAAGUCAAACGAGAAGCUGCAGCUCAGCAGGAAGAAGGCUCAGGAAGCUCUCGCUAAGACUACCGUUCUCCUGGACGAGGCCAAGAUCCGUGAAGACGCCCGAAACGUUCAGCACAAAUGUCUCCAGAAAGAUUACACAGCACUAAAAGAAGAAAAUAAAACACUGAAAACUACCAUUAAGAGCUGGGAGGACAAACACAAGGAGCUGAACGAGAAGAUUAAAGUCUACCAGAAGUCUCAGAAAGAGCUGGAGGACUCGGUGGUCCUUAAGGAUCACAAUGUGGAGGUGCUGUCCGAACUUCUGGCGGAUCUAGAUGCCUGUGAUUCACAAAAAGGUUCUUCUUCAGACAAGAAGACCGCCAUAACAAACCGGAUCAAGCAGAUGAUGGAUGUUUCCCGGGUCCAGACCACUCUCACUGUAGUCGAAGAAGAGCGAGAUCGCUUCAUGACCAAACUACUGAGUGAAGAAAAGACGAGGAAGUCCCUGGAAGAACAACACCAGGAGCUGGAGCAUUCAAUUGCAACCCUCAAAAGCGAGAAGAGUCAUGUUGAAAACCAGUUCAAGAUCCUCCAGCAGAAAAAUGAAAUCAUGGUAGAGAUGUACCAGCAGAAGGAAAACGCUCUGCAGCAGAGACUAACGAAGGAAGAGUUGGAGCGACGCAGCAAAGAGAGCCAGCUGACCGAGGUGGGGGGGAAAGCUGUUGAGGCUGAGGAGCAGGUGAAAAUCCUACGCCGGCGCAUCAAUGAGAUGGAGGAGCAGAUGAAGAAGACGGAGGAGGUCUACAAGGAGCAGGUUAAAGAACAGGAAAACAAGACUCACUCAAACUGGGUAAACGCCCGUAAUGCAGAGCGAGCUCUAAAUCAAGAGAAGCUCGAGUCCUCAAAGCUCCGGGAGAAACUGGCUGUCCUCACCUCUCAGCUGAACGAGCGCCGCGCUCCUCUCUUCAGACCCAACUCCGGUCAGCCCUCCGGUCCUCGCCAAGGUGAUUCAUACGGGCCCUCUCCUGUGAGUGGGGGUGCACCCUCCCCUCCUAUAAUGAUAGAGGGUCCCAGGCGCCCUCCUUCUGCUCCAGUUGGGCGAAGAAUUGACCCGUAUGGUCCACGACCUCCCUCAGACCCGCACGGCCGCUACGCUGAAAACAAACACAUCCCCGGGAUGGACAUGAUGGGCCCCCGCAGCUCAUCCCCUACCAACAUGGAUGCAUCUACACAGGCAGUAGAUCCACAGAUUAAAGCAGAGGCGGAGGCAGAGGCCUCCACAGAAAGCCCAGAGCCAGGACCUGGAUCCUUCCUUGCGUCUCCAAUCAGAGACUCUCCAGGGCCCAUGGUCCAAGGAGGCCCCCCCGGACCCCAUGACCCACUCCUCCCUCCUGGCCUCCACGGCCGCCUGCCGCCUCCUGGCCCUUACAGAGGCCCCCGGCCCGGCCCCUACCACCUCCCUCCAGGUCCUCACGGUCCCCUUCCUCCCAAUGUACCGCCUCACCUUCAUGGGCCUCCACUCCCAGCCAAUGGGCACCUAGGUAUGCCUCUGCCUGGACCAAUGGGGGGAGAGUUUGGACCUCGACCCGCAAACGGACAUGCGUUCCCCCCACGGCCAGGCCCUGGACAUGUGAUGGACCCCCGGGGCCCACCACCGCCACACUUCCGUCCCCUUCCCCCUCAUCACUAUGGACCGAUGCCCCCUGGUCUCCGUGGACCGAUGGGACCACGUCCGCCCCUCCAUCCUGACAUGCGUUACCCAGGACCGCGUGACCACACAGGCCAACCCAUGAACCUGCCCCCCGGAGCCGCCUCCCACCCUGCACAUGGCGACACGUACGGCCACGCUCCCCCCGAUGCCCUCCACAACUCGCAAAGCGGCCCCCGACAGGACCUGCAUGCGAAGCAGGAGGCCCCUCAGGACUCCAGACCGCCGAUGGUCAAGCCUUAAACACGCCACCGGCCAUGGCGGAGGACUUGAAUUUACCCAGAAUGCAUCACUUUAACAACAAGAUCCAGUCUGAACGAAGGUCAUGGUAUUUUUCAUAUUUCAAUUAUAAAAUGAAAGCUGCAAUUUUGUUUAUUAAAAAAAUAAGAAUAUGGUCCCUAAAUUAAAGCAUCAAUAAUUCUGUGUCUGAAAUCAAUGAUUUAAAAAGGGUUGCCACUUUUCUAAACUGCUUUUUGUGCAAUAAUAAUUCAUUAUAUGCCAGAUUAUUUUCAUUUUUGUUCUUUUAAAAUCUAUAAAUAACGAUGAUUUUUAAGGGUCAAUUUUUUUAAAUGUCAUUUCCUGUGGAAAUUAUUUUAAGAACGGACGAAAGGAGGAAGUUAAGCGUCUAGCGUUUCAGGAACAACCAUAAUUUCCCAGAGCUGUUGCUUCAGAGCCGACUGUUAAGGAAAUGUGAAAUUUGAUGGCCAGAUGUAUAACUUAUUUUACUAUGUUGGUAGAAAUUUUAAUAAUAAAGAAUCCAAAAGCU